Camelina sativa (false flax) is the source of this 940-nucleotide messenger RNA. Its product is annotated as ras-related protein RABA2a. Gene Ontology annotation, molecular function: GTP binding; GTPase activity. Lineage: Eukaryota; Viridiplantae; Streptophyta; Magnoliopsida; Brassicales; Brassicaceae. The record is from RefSeq and is a predicted model, not a curated record.
AAAAGCAAGCCGAGAGAAGAAGGUUGAACGGGAUCCAGUGGGAAAUCAAAUUAAUUAAUUAUAAUUAAAAUCUGAAAUUAUUUAUUUCUUCUUUCUCCUUGCUUCUUCGGGCUUUUUGAAAAACUCCCAAAUCUAUUUUCUUCCUCGAUUAAAGUGGAGCGUAACAAUGGCGAGAAGACCGGAUGAAGAAUACGACUACUUGUUUAAAGUGGUUUUGAUCGGAGACUCCGGUGUCGGCAAGUCAAAUCUCCUCUCUAGAUUCACUCGCAAUGAGUUCUGCUUAGAAUCCAAAUCCACCAUCGGUGUCGAAUUCGCUACCCGUACUCUCCAAGUGGAAGGAAGGACUGUGAAAGCUCAGAUAUGGGACACUGCUGGACAAGAACGAUACAGAGCCAUAACCAGCGCCUACUACCGAGGUGCUCUUGGAGCUCUCUUGGUCUACGACGUCACUAAGCCAACAACUUUUGAGAAUGUAAGCAGGUGGUUAAAAGAACUCAGAGACCAUGCUGAUUCCAAUAUUGUGAUCAUGUUGAUUGGUAAUAAGACAGAUCUGAAGCAUCUCAGAGCUGUUGCCACAGAGGAUGCUCAGAGCUAUGCUGAGAAAGAAGGCUUGUCUUUCAUCGAGACAUCUGCCCUCGAGGCAUCAAACGUAGAGAAGGCUUUUCAGACGAUUCUCUCAGAGAUUUAUAGGAUUAUCAGCAAGAAAUCGAUAUCUUCGGACCAGGGAACUACAAAUGCUAACGUCAAGGAAGGCCAAACGAUUGAUGUCGCUGCUACUUCUGAUUCAAACGUUAAGAAGCCUUGUUGCUCUUCCUCUUGAAAGGCUUUGUUUUUUUUUGUGUCUCACUUUAAAAGCCAAUAUCUAUGCGACUUUGUUUUAAGGCUUUGCGUUGUGUUACACUAGCUAAAAUAUAUGCAAGUUGCCUCUGUUUUUUUUUUU